Molecule: messenger RNA, 3195 nt
Organism: Entamoeba invadens IP1
Lineage: Eukaryota; Evosea; Mastigamoebida; Endamoebidae
Product: serine-threonine protein kinase, putative
Exons: 2
Coding region: 1-3195 (1064 amino acids)
Biological process (GO): protein phosphorylation
Molecular function (GO): ATP binding; protein kinase activity
Source: RefSeq, a predicted model, not a curated record
AUGUUCACGCUUAUUGUCAUGUUAUUAUUUAAAAUUGUUGUUUCAUUUUUGUGUUCACCUGGAUGCAAGAGUGGAUGUAUUGCUGACUACACAUGUUUAGGUAAUUGCAGUGAAUUAUAUGAACAAGACACAUCUUGUCAGUACUGUCAAUUUACAAAUCCAUAUGAUGGGAAUGAUGUAACUUUCUUAAUGAGGGAUGGAGUCUGCUACAAGAACACCAAUGUUGUUGAGACGAUUGAAUGGCUUCCAAAGGAAAUUAAUAUUUCUGAGAUGACAAAAGAUGAAACUUACACGUUUAGAAUAACCAAAACGGGGACUGCAGACCACAGUCCGUGUUAUUACAAACAAAAAUAUCGACUUGCACGGUGGUUUAAAAUUAACUUGAACCAAUUUACAGAAGAUCACUUCCUUAUUCACUUGUCUAAACCAAAUAAAGACAAUGUGACUCUAUUCUUCGAUGGCACAAAUUCCCAGAGAUCUGAUGUCACUGCAAAAUGCUCAAUUCAUGUUGCUAUUAACGACACAGACACUUCAGUGGAAAUCAGAGCUCCAAUAGUUCGUCCAACGAAUACUGUUGAAGGGAGUGAUGUUUUCUACUACUUUUUUGCCAGUGUUGACGAUUACUACGAAGUUGAUGUGUCCGUCACUGUUAGUGAAGCGAAUGGGGUAUUGUGGGACCCUUACUUUAACAUCACUCAAAAAGAGAUCGACCCACUCUUAAAAGACUUAAAUGCAACAGCAAGUUACACCGUUCCAUUCGAGUCUUCAGGACAUUAUGGGUACUUACCCUGUUUCACAGACUUCUAUGCUAAAGUAGUCAUCUUCACAGCUUCAUUUUUCGGUGAGUACUCCAUGAGAUUUGACUCGAGGGCAAACAACAGAGUCAACCACCUUGUCGAGUUUUCAGUCGAAGAAGGUGCCAAUGGCGAGCUCACAUACAAAUGCAUAAAAGGAUAUGAAGGAGUACCUAUUGGGGCACUUGCGGAAUACGAGAACAGUGGGUUUGUGGCCAAAAUCAAAGGAGAUGUUGAAGGGACAAGGAACUUUGCCGUUGCUUCUGAAGACCCUCGAAGUAACAUUCAGCUUGAAAUCACGGCACUUUGUAUCAACGACUGUCACUAUUUAGAAGGACAUGGGAAAUGUCUUACAACUGAUGGCAUCUGUAAGUGUGAAGAUAAAUAUGGAGGUGAAGAUUGUCGAUUAAAAUGUUAUUACGAAGGGCAGUGGUUGGUCCCUGAGAAGAGCAAUUUGUGUUACUUUGGAUCCCAAAAUUGUGACGACGACUGUCUCUGCAAGAACGGAGAAUUAGUCAUCAACCAUUUGUGCACGACAGAACAAUGCAGAGAUGGAGGAAUGGGGGACGGGGAUGAGUGUCCUGCUGAAGCCGAAGGGUGUUCGCCCAAUUGCAUGUGUUUCGCAGAAAAUGGGUAUAAUGCUGACGGUCGAGGCAAAUGCAUCAAUCGGUUAUGUGGCAAUAGAAAGAUAGAUACGUACUAUGAAGGCUCCAAAUUUAUUCGAACGGAAGAGUGUGACUCAGGAACUAAUUGUGAUUCGCAAUGUCGAUGUGUUGAAGGCUUUGUGCCGGACCCCACAGAUCCUUUAAGUUGUGUAGUUAAGUCGAUAUCAAGUGGUGCGAUAGCUGGAAUAGUUGUAACCAGUGUGAUAGUCUUUAUCUUUAUUCUUGGGCUAAUUUCAUUGUUACUGUACUUUGCACUUCGAUACAAAAAGGCAGACGUCUCUAUCUAUAAACAACAGCAACCCACAUAUCACUUUUAUAUCACUGGAUCAAAGAGAGACGUUCCUUCAAAACAGUCUGGCUAUUACAUAGACCCAGUCAAUCUUGAUUAUGGAAAUACCAAUCAAGCAACUGAAAUCUUCGACACGCGAUUCGAGAGAAUGGAAGUUAAGAACUUUAGUAAGAACAAAUACUUGAUGAUCAUAUUCCACACCCCUAAUAGCCCUAAAUACGUCUUCUAUUUCGACCCACAAGUUGUAAUUAUCGGGCCACACUCGCCAAUGAAAACUAUUACGUCGUUCUUAACUCUCCACUGUACAUGUAAAAUAAGAGAACUAAAGAUCCCAUAUACCGUGUGGUUCAGUAAGUCACUCUCGACACUGAAACAAAUUGCCGAACUCCUAAAAGGAAAGGAUUUCGACUUAUGGAAUACCGAAGACCAAAAUCAGAUGGACAAGUUGUACAAAAACGUCCGAAGACAUUUCCACAACUAUAUCACUAUCAAAACAGACGCUUCAAGUUCAACACACAUUGAUAUGGACGAGUUGAACAUCUCUGAAAGCCCUAUAGCUGAAGGAGCAAUGGGUAAAGUCUUUAUAGGUAAUUACCGAAGUGUCCCCGUCGCCAUCAAGCAAUUUAGAUGGGACAACUUGACAGUUGAAGAGAUGAAAGAGUUAAAGAACAGUGUUGUCUCUGAAUGUGAAAUUAUGAGUCGCCUUAGAAAUCCGUUCAUCGCAAAUUACAUGGGCGCAGUUACUUACCUCCCACAAGUCUCUAUGGUCAUUCAAUUCUUCAUCUUGGGAUCACUGGGAGAGUAUAUCAGACCUACUAGUCGAGACUAUGUCAAACUUCCGUAUCGAGUCAAAGUCAAAAUGAUGUUCGACGCAGCUCGAGGGAUGAGGUUCUUACAUGAGAACAAGAUCAUGCACUUGGAUUUCAAGCCAGACAAUUUGCUGGUGAACUCGUUGGACGCAAACAGCGCGUGUUCAGUCAAGAUCACUGAUUUUGGGACGUCGAGAUUUGUCAAGAAGAGUAACUUGGACGAGAAAGGACUUGGGACACCCGUCUAUGCAGCCCCUGAGACUUUCCAUGAUGAGUACACAAACGCGGGUGAUGUCUAUUCAUUCGGCGUGACGGCGUGGGAAAUCUUCCAUGAAGAAGAGCCAUACAAGGAGAUGAAAAGUGUCUUUGAAAUCAAAGGGCAUGUCGAGAAAGGCUUGAGACUUGCAUUUGAUAACAAAGUCCCCGAGUUACUGAAGUUUAUGAUAACAGAGUGUUGGAAACCAGAGCCUUCCGAACGCCCCAAUUUUGAUAAUGUUAUUAAAAUGAUUGUGAGGGUCGAUGACGAUAUAGUAAAUCACUUAGACUUGGACAGCGGCGUGAGCGAAGAGAAGAUCGAAGAGAUCAUUGAACAGCGUGUUUCGCGAAUCAAGUCGCAGUUUAACGAGUUAACAUCAUGA